AUGGUGAUUUCAGAGACGGUGGAUAUACUCUUCAGAAUCAGAGGAGGCCUUGACCUAGCUUUCCAGCUAGCCACUGCGAAUGAAAUUUUUGUCCAGAAGGCACUAAAACAUGUGUUGUGUGACCUGUCAGCCAAGCUGUCCUCGAAUGCACUGGUGUUCAGAAUCCGCCACAGCUCGGUGUACGUGUGGCCUAACAGUGACACAAACACCAUCCCAGGAGAACUGACGGACAGCUCUGCUUGUAAGACCCUGCUGCGCUUCGUCCAAUUUGAACAGGAAGAAGAUACAAAACGAAAAUUCAUGAGGAAGAAAGACAAAAAGCUACCAGAUGUGCAUCAGGUGGUAAACAUAGAUCUCAUGUUGGAGAUGUCCACCUCCCAGACCGCGGUGACCCCCGUCAUUGAGAGAGAAAUCGGGGGACACCACUACGUCACCAUGACGUUGCCGGUGGAUGCCGUUGUGUCUGUUGCCCCCGAAGAAGCCUGGGGGAAGGUUCGUAAACUUCUAGUGGAUGCAGUUCAUAGUCAGCUGGCUGAUAUGGAAAAGUGCAUUUUGAAAUACAUGAAAGGAACCUCCAUUGUGGUCCCUGAGCCGCUGCACUUUUUAUUACCGGGGAGGAAAAACCUUGUAACAGUUUCAUAUCCAUCGGGAAUUCCGGACGGGCAGCUGCAGGCCUACAGAAAGGAGUUACACGAUCUCUUCAGUCUGCCUCAUGACAGACCUUAUUUCAAAAGGUCUAAUGCUUAUCACUUUCCAGAUGAACCAUACAAAGAUGGUUACAUUAGAAACCCACACGCUUAUCUCAGUCCACCCAACAUGGAGACUGGUAUGGUUUCUGUGGUCCAGGGCCUGUAUGGUUACCAUCAUUACAUGCAGGAUCGGAUGGAUGACAACGGCUGGGGCUGCGCCUACCGGUCGCUGCAGACCAUCUGCUCUUGGUUCAAACACCAGGGGUACACAGAGAGGCCCGUUCCCACACACAGAGAAAUCCAGCAGGCUCUCGUUGAUGCCGGGGACAAGCCAGCAACCUUUGUGGGAUCACGGCAGUGGAUUGGGUCUAUCGAGGUACAGCUGGUACUGAACCAACUGAUUGGCAUAACUUCAAAAAUACUGUUCGUCAGUCAGGGUUCGGAGAUGGCCGCUCAAGGACGGGCCCUGGCCAAUCACUUCCAGAGCGAAGGCACUCCGGUGAUGAUUGGGGGAGGAGUUUUGGCCCACACGAUACUGGGAGUCGCAUGGAAUGAGAUUACAGGGCAGAUAAAAUUUCUGAUUUUAGAUCCACAUUAUACAGGCGCUGAAGAUCUGCAGGUUAUUUUGGAAAAGGGCUGGUGUGGAUGGAAGGGUCCAGACUUCUGGAAUAAGGAUGCGUACUAUAACUUAUGUCUUCCUCAGCGACCAAGCAUUAUUUAA
This is a messenger RNA of Pipistrellus nathusii (Nathusius's pipistrelle), 1410 nucleotides long. Lineage: Eukaryota; Metazoa; Chordata; Mammalia; Chiroptera; Vespertilionidae. The record is from the annotation of a GenBank genome assembly.